AUGAAUUGCCGAGUAUAUAGAUCAGAUCCGGACGCCGCAGUUGCUCCGCGGCGAUACGGACUCGACCCGUUCUACCCACCCGUGGGCACCUUAGCAUGUUGGGAAUCGAGGGGGGACUUACUUGACGUCACCACUCUUGUCGGUUGGGCGCUGUGCCGCCCUGCCUUUCGAUCGAUACGCAGUUGAGGAAGCCGAUCACGAACGCUACAGGUGUGGGAGCGAUCCUGGUCAGGGGAGGCUAAGACGGCGCCUUGCAUAUGGGUAGCAAGAGGGCGCUUAUGCCCCGACGGUGGGGCCUCAUGGGCAAGAGGGCCCAGCCCAAUAGGGAAAGCACACCCCCCCCCCCACUUUAAGUGCAUCUCUGUAUCGACUGAAUGACUCUAUCUAAGGGUGAUGUCGGUGGAACCGGUGAACCACGCGAGCUGGUUAGAUGCGUGGGACAGAGGACUCGUAGUGCUCCCUUUCUUGAUCCAGCCUUUUCUUCGCUUCGGUAGUUAAUCACCUAAAAAAAGGGUGGCAGGCUUCCAUACCCAUACCUUAACAGUGUCAGGCUGGCAGGCGGUGGACUCUUUUAUCAGGGAAGGGAAGAAGGGGCCUAAGCGCGGCAUCUGCCGUACACUUGAGUGAGAAAGGAAAGCGAGACCGUAGCUGUUUUUCCAGGCCUGUUCGGGCAUACGGCUCCCGCGGAAGAUCAAGUUAGUGAGCCGUGUGAUGGGAAACCUUCCCGCACGGUUGGGAGAGCACUGAAGACAAAUGAGAGGUUAACCACCACAUCAUUGCAAGGGGAGCUCGCUCGAUUCGCAGAUUGGUCCGACUCGUGAUUCACUUCUGACCCCGUGUUCGAUAGCCUGAGCGUAGUGAUGUUAAUUCUGGUUGCAUCCAUAAGUAGCUUGGUCCAUCUUUACUCCAUUUCAUAUAUGUCCGAGGAUCCGCACAGCCCUCGAUUUAUGUGUUAUUUAUCCAUUCCUACUUUUUUUAUGGCAAUGUUGGUGACUGGAGAUAACUUUCUUCAAUUAUUCCUGGGAAGGGAAGGAGUAGGUCUUGCUUCAUAUUUGUUAAUUCAUUUCUGGUUCACACGACUUCAGGCAGAUAAAGCAGCUACAAAAGCUAUGCCUGUCAAUCGAGUGGGUGAUUUUGGAUUAGCUCCUGGGAUUUCGGGUCGUUUUACUCUCUUUCAAACAGUAGACUCUUCAACCAUUCUUGCUUGUGCUAGUGCCCCCAGAAAUUCUAAGAAUUUCUCGCAAUAUGACACUGAAUGACAUAACUCUUAUUUGUAUUUUACUUCUUAUUGGUGCUGUUGUGAAAUCUGCACAGAUAGGAUCGCAUACUCGGUUACCCGAUGCAAUGGAGGGUCCCACUCCAGUAUCUGCUUUGAUUCAUGUGGCUACGAUAGUAACAUCUGGCGUCUUCAUGAUAGCAAGGUGCUCCCCUUUAUUUGAAUACCCACCUACGGCUUUGACUGUUAUAACUUCUGCAGGAGCUAUGACGUCAUUCCUUGCGACAACUACAGGAAUAAUACAGAACGAUCCAAAGAGGGUCAUAGCUUAUUCAACUUGCAGUCAAUUAGGCUAUAUGAUCUUUGUUUGCGGCAUCUCUAACGACUCGGUUGGCGUCUUUCACUUAAUGAAUCACGCGUUUUUCAAAGCAUUACUAUUCAUGCCUUGUCGGAUGAGCAAGAUAUGCGGAAUAUGGGGGGCUUGCCUCCUCAUUCCCUUUUACCUAUGCCAUGAUGCUCAUGGGCAGCUUAUCUCUAAUUCGAUCUCCCUUUCUAACUGGAUUUUAUUCCAAAGAUGUGAUCUUAGAGCCCGCUUACACUAAGUAUACCAUUAGCAGGAACUUUGCUUUCUGGUUGAGAAGUGUCUCUGUCCUUUUCACUUCUUAUUACUCUUUUCGUUUACUUUUUCUAACAUUUCUAGUACCAACUAAUUCGUUCGGGCGGGUACCCACUCUUUUUAUUUCCUUUUAUUUUAUUUUAUUUUUCUUUAUUUAUCUAAAAAAAGGAUUAUAA
Messenger RNA from Spirodela intermedia, 2008 nucleotides. Lineage: Eukaryota; Viridiplantae; Streptophyta; Magnoliopsida; Alismatales; Araceae. The record is from the annotation of a GenBank genome assembly.